Xiphophorus couchianus (Monterrey platyfish) is the source of this 4246-nucleotide messenger RNA. RefSeq names its product NDC1 transmembrane nucleoporin (gene ndc1). The coding region runs from base 140 to 2149 and encodes 669 amino acids. Gene Ontology annotation, molecular function: protein-macromolecule adaptor activity. NCBI's taxonomy places the organism in Eukaryota, Metazoa, Chordata, Actinopteri, Cyprinodontiformes, Poeciliidae. The record is from RefSeq and is a predicted model, not a curated record. Gene Ontology annotation, cellular component: nuclear pore transmembrane ring. Gene Ontology annotation, biological process: nuclear pore organization. The transcript has 18 exons.
UUAAUCGGGGUCCUUCAGAGGUAUCUUGAAUGCAUGUGGCGCGAUGUAGAGGAUGUGGAUACCGGAGGCUAAAAUAAUUUGACAGCCGAGAGCUGAAGACAACUUCAUCGCAGAGUGGAGUAAUUUUCAAACAAGCAUCAUGUUUCCUUCAGAAACAAGCUGCUGGUUUAUCCGCAAGGUCAUUUGGUGGAGAGCUGCUGCCAGCAUUGCCUGGUCUGUCCUGUUGUUGCCGCCCACCACGGCAGUUUUUGUGUUUCUCAGCAAGUUCAGUUUUCUUCACCCCAUUCAGACUAUUUCAGAAUGCCUGUCUCUGCUGAUGAGUUCCUGUUUGAUUUUCUCCUUCAUCCUGCUUGGUGGAGUGGUCAUCAUGGUUGGGUUCUUGAAUUUAGAGUACUAUACAGUUAUCCCGACUAUUGCCUGCUCUAAAAUUGCAUUGCUGGGUCAGCUGCUUCACCCUCGCCAGGUUGUCAACUCCCUUGCCCACUGCCUGAUGGGAGUGAUUGUAGGUUGGUGUUGUGCAGUCACUGUUGGUAACAGAUAUGAGACACUUGGGUGCCCGUGUAAAAAUAGCGAUGGUGUUCCUCAGAUGGGGCUCAAUGAGUACCACCUUGUCUUUUUGCUUGCUGGAGCAUUUGUUGGUUUCUCUCACAGCCUCCUGGGAGUUAUCCAUAACAUAAAUUAUGUUUCCUUCCAUGCUGUUCAGCAAUACAAAUAUCUCCACUUCAAAGGGUCCCUGCCGUUAGUGCUGAAGUGCAGCGCCAUUCAAGCAUUUUACUCUAUCAGGAACUUCACUGUUGCUUAUUUCUUUCUGGGUUAUAUCCCAAAAACAUGGAUCUGCAAAACUCUGAAUCUUCAUUUGGACAGCUCUGUCCAUCGUCUGGACAGCAUAACUGGAUUUGUGGACCUGUCCCUCCUCUACCACCUCUGGAUCAGCGCCACCUUCCUCCUCUUCACCUGGUACAUCACAUUGCUGCUCUUUAGGAUCUUUGUCACAGAGGUGUACAGUUUUCCUGUGCAACCAACUUUUACUGAAGAUUCUUACCAGUGUCUUCCCAGAGUUCUCAUUGACCAACAACCAAUGAUCUUGAAGUUCCUAGCCCUGCAGGACUUGGCUCUGCUGUCCAAACAUUCUCCAUCCAGACGCGGUGAAGUCUUCAGUCUCAGCCAACCAGGUGGGCAUGCUCAUAACUGGAACGCUGUCAGUAGAGCGUGUCUGACUCUGCUAGCUGAUCUGACGCAGAGACUUGUGGCUUAUCAUGAAACCGUAGCAACCAAUGGGAGGGCUAAAUCUCUGUCCAGUGGCAGUGAAAGGAAGAUUUCAUCUGACACAUCAUUUACCUCUGGUACAGAAGACCUGUUUAGCCCAAGACCAACUUUCCUAACCAAGACUCCUACUUCAGUUUUUGCCCGCUCUUUUGCCGGAGGUCCACACAGCCCUCUGACGGCACCGUUCACGCCCGACCUGGACAGCCCCUUUUCCUCACCCACCUUGCGGCGGCUCACUGGUCCGGUGGAUCAGUGCUCGCCGUGGCACGGCUCGGUGCAGAGCCCACACAUCAUGAGGCGGGUGCCCAAACUCUGGUCCACCUCCGCAGAGUCACAGGUCAGCAGCAGCCCACCACGCUCUCCAGCCUCGGUUCCCAGUCCCAAACAGGAAUCCACCAAACCAAGUUUUCUGGCCCAGUUCCUUCAAAACAGAAAAGAACAGGUUAAAAAUUUCAUGGCAAAGCGGGUGCUGAUAAUGUAUUUGUUUAACAAGCUUCCAGAAGCCUCUAGUCAGGCCCUCUUCGCCGACAGCCAGGCUCACAUCUGGGCGUUAGAAGCGCUGUCAUACCUGGUUCAGGCCUCCUUCACAGAGGACCAGUUUGGGGUUGUUCAGACUACAUUACCCAGCAUGCUCAGCUCCAUGCUGCACUUACAAGAGGCUGUGGAUCGACACUUUAAGCUGCCUCAUGCUUCCAGUAAGCCGGUCAGAUCCGCCAACAGCAUGGAGGACUUUACCUACAAAACACUGCGCUUUGCUCUUAGAGCCACGCUCAAGACUGCCAUUUACAGGAUAACCACCACCUUUGGAAGUCAUUUAAAUGCUGUCCAGAUGUCUGCAGAGCACCGAAAAAGACUGCAGCAGUUUCUGGAGUUUAAAGAGUAAGACUCUGCUCUGGUUUCUGCUGCUAAUGUUUGUCGUUGUGGGGAUUUUUGCUUGUUUGAACACAGACUUAAAAGAAGUCAGUGAAAGCCUGAUGGUGCAUCCUGGAGUAUUUUUUCAGCAAAACAUACAGACUGUAUUGGACAUUUGAUCCCGACUCCUACAUGCAGAAGCAAGCAAACUGUAAACGAUGGACUACAAAAACCUUUGUACACUCAGAUCCUUCAACAAAAGGAUUGUUUGUGAAGAAAAAAAAUGAUUGGUUUUGAAGCCCGUCUUUGCCAAAGUUCUUUCUGUGUUCAUCUUUCAGUAACCCGCUUUCUUUUUAGAGUGAGUGAAACUGCAAUGAUUGACAGAACCUGUUUUAAAAUUAAAUGUCUAGUUGUCUAAAACUUGUUUAGUUCUGAUUUUGGAGUUUCCUUCCAGUUUUUUUACAUCUUCUCAGUUAACACAGAUCAGAUCUCUGGGUUCAUACAUGUUUAAUGUGUGUGUGUUUAUCAGGAUUUUUGCUAGAUGAGGAUGUCCUGUUGGAUUACAGUCACAUUUGAUGCAGCUCUUUGAAUGAAUGUUUGUCACUGCUAUUAUGAGUUUGAUUUUCCACUCAGACUUGAAUAAAGAAAUGAAAAACUUAAGAUUUAUGAUGAAAUUAAUUUUGAAAUCUUAAAAUGAAAACAUACAGACUUUUCUCACUUGGAUCUAUGAUUCUAGGGUGAAACAAAUUUGAUGCUCACCCAUGUUAACCAGAUAUAUUUUAGAUGUAAAAACAGGCUAUUUCAAUCGAGAACUUUAACAUUGCUAAAGUUUUUUUCUCUCUCAAUUACUGGCAUCUUCAGAUCUUUAUAAAGCCUUCAGAAAAAAAUCCCAUGUAAACAUUUACUCCAAUUUCUCAAAAAUCUGUAAUUAGUGUCUUAUAACUUUUGUCAUCCAUAAUUUGUGCUGUCCAUAGAAUACAAAUAUUUGAUUCUCUCAGCCACACUUCAAAGUGGGAAAUACAGGAGAACAUGCCUUUCAAGUUAAAUCUUAAGAAAUUGUAAGAAAACAGGUGACAAAAAAUCUCACUGGAGGAAAAACUUCAAAUUUCUAACAUGAAAAGAACCUAAAUCUGAAUUUAUUUUAAGGUAUAUAUUUAUCAAUAUACAUCUGUACCAGUACUGAUCAUUUUCAUUCUAGAACCAGAGCAAUGACAUACCACUAAAUGACAACAUCAAGAGCAUCAUCUUUUUCUUUAUUGCACAAAUUGUACAUAUUUCCAAAUAAACCAGUAGAAUGCAAUAUUAGACAGUGGUGGGAAAAAUAGUUUAAUCAAAGCCUUUUCUUUUAUAUGUAUGCAAGAUGUCAAAAAAUAGCACGUGGGAAAAUCUGGAUAGAACUGUUUGAAGUUAUGGAACAAUUAUCUGAACAAGAAGAAUCAAAGUUGUAAUAUUUGUAAUGACAGCUGUCAAGAAACAGGGAAAGAAAAAUGAACACGUCAACAUUUUCUCCUGUGGAUUUUGAAAGUAUUUUGUCCUCAUACAGUAUAGAAUAUAAAUCUCUGCAUCAAUACCAAUCAAAUGUUUUGACUUUUUUUUCUCCUUUUUUUCUGAAGUCAAACAGCAUUUGCUAAAGUUUUUUUGUUUCCUUUUUUUCCUUUUUUUUAUUUUACAGUUCUAAUAUAUAUUUAUAUAUAUAUGUACAUAUAAAUUCAACUAACUACGGUUCUCAUAGAAAAUGAGAAAAGCUCAACUUUAUCGGUCUCAAAAAGCAACUGACUGGCAAGCAGACUGACCCAGCCGCUCCCUCCGUCCUCAUCUUUCAGCCAGUGUUAACAGCGCAGACAGGACUUAUGUGCUGAGUGCAUAACCAAAAGCCCUCCAACCUGGGUCAAGUGUUCGUCUCAAGAGUUCAGUUUAGACUUUCUUGCCAAAAGCUUGAGGGAUUCACUUUUAAUGCUCAAGCACGAUGCUUCAACACAAAACUUGCUCUUUACAGUCAUGGCAAGAAAGGAUACGGUGUGAAGGAACCAUUGAAAUAACUGCUACCUAGAUUAUUCCGUUCUUUCUUCACUCAUAGGCAGUGUUUACAUUUUGACUGGUCCAGGUUGGGUCUGGUGCUUUAAAAAAG